Molecule: messenger RNA, 2515 nt
Organism: Cuscuta europaea
Lineage: Eukaryota; Viridiplantae; Streptophyta; Magnoliopsida; Solanales; Convolvulaceae
Source: the annotation of a GenBank genome assembly
UCCUUUCCCAAUCUGCUAAGGCAAAAAUUUGGCUAACGAGAAUAAAAUUAUGGAAACAAGCAUGUUUUGUGUACACUCAUCAAAGAGCUUACAGCUCUAAAUCCUUCCUUACUAAUGAAAGGAGCCUCCAUUUCGGUUAUUUCCCCUUAGGCCCGUGUCAUCAGCAAAUUUUGGCUUUGCCGCCUCUGAUUUUAUUCACUUAUCGUCCAAGCAGCUGUCUUGCUCGGUUCCCCCCUGCAACCCGUUCAAGCUGUGCGAUAUAAGGUUAGUUUGCGCCAAUUUCUAGAAAGUUCCGACCUUUUUCUCGCGCCGUCGCCGUUGUCACUCACUGCCAGUCUUCCCUGGUUCCAUAGCUACUCCCAGAACUCCACCACCUCACCAGUCACCAUCAGACUGCUUAUAUACGAAGCCAACGAGCCGAUUCCAAGACAACCAUGGCUCUGCCUCUGUUGAGUGGUAGCACGAAGGGCUUGAGUUCACGAAAUGACAUUUUGCAACGGGAAUAUACAAGGGAAAGACCGUCUAUGCCCCGCCUGGCACGUUCAAUUCUUGUUUUAAGAAGAGAUGGUAGCAGUGGAUUGAGAUGUUUAGAUGCUUGCAGUAAGAAUUAUCCUUUGUCAAUAAGCAAUCAAAAGAGACUUUUAUACACCCACCCAAGGAAGCAGUUUUUCUUGACUUCUGCCUUGGGAGAUAAUAUCAUCUCUGGAGGUUCUAGCGGAGAGGAGGCCUUUGAGUUAAGUAACACUAUUUCUUCUGAAACCAAUGGAAUUGGAAAUCAAUUGGCAGACUCUACUGCUGCUUCAAGUCACUCGCGGGACAUAAAACGUGAACUAAUUUCGCUCUCUUUGCCAGCACUUGCUGGUCAGGCCAUUGAUCCUCUGGCACAGUUGAUGGAGACUGCAUAUAUUGGCCGCUUGGGCUCUGUGGAGUUGGCUUCUGCUGGUGUUUCUAUAUCACUUUUUAAUGUCAUUUCAAAACUAUUUAACAUUCCCCUACUCAGUGUUGCAACCUCGUUUGUGGCUGAAGAUAUUGCAAAGAGUGAAACUGGAUUUUCCCCAUCAGAAGGGGAUGAAGGUACCAAGAGUACACAUUUCAAUGGAAAAACAGAGCGGCUUCAGCUUUCUUCUGUUUCCACAGCAUUACUUUUGGCAGUUGGCAUUGGCAUCAUUGAAGCUUUAGCUUUAUCCAUGGGAUCUGGUCCACUUCUGAGUUUAAUGGGAAUAUCACAUAGUUCACCCAUGCGAGCUCCAGCACAAAGAUAUUUGGUUUUGAGAGCUCUUGGUGCUCCAGCAUUCGUAGUAUCUUUGGCUCUUCAAGGCAUUUUUCGUGGUUUCAAAGAUACAAAGACUCCUGUCUUCUCUUUAGCUAUUGGAAAUGUUAUAGGUGUAUUUCUGUUUCCAAUACUUAUGUUUUACUUCCGUCUGGGUGUAUCUGGAGCAGCCAUGUCCAUUGUUUUAUCGCAAUACUUGGUAACUUUUUCGAUGCUUUGGUGUUUAAAUAAGAGAGCUGUGUUGUUGCCUCCAAAACUGGGAGGAUUACAGUUUGGUGGUUAUCUUAAAUCUGGUGGUUUUCUUAUUGGGAGGACACUUUCGGUUCUUUUCACGAUGACCCUUGGCACAUCAAUGGCUGCUCGCCAAGGUCCUGUAGCAAUGGCUGCCCACCAAAUAUGCUUACAAGUUUGGCUGGCCGUCUCCCUGCUCACUGACGCACUUGCUGCAUCUGCACAGGCCCUUAUCGCCAGCUAUUCAUCAAAAGGUGAAUAUAGGAUUGUUAGGGAAAUCACGAACUUUGUUUUGAAGAUUGGAGUGGUAACUGGUGUCCUUUUAGCGGCUAUACUGGGUGUUUCUUUUCCUUCAUUGGCGCCAUUAUUUACUCAGGACAUGGAAGUGCUAGGGAUAGUCAAGACUGGUAUAUUGUUUGUGAGUGCCAGUCAACCAAUUAAUGCGCUGGCUUUUAUUUUUGAUGGUCUCCAUUAUGGCAUUUCAGAUUUUGCAUAUGCGGCUCGUUCUAUGAUGGUAGUGGGUGGAUUGUCAUCUUCAUUUUUGCUCUACGCUCCAAGAGUAUUUGGCCUUCCAGGUGUUUGGUUGGGCCUGACCCUCUUCAUGGCAUUGCGAAUGAUGACUGGUUUUAUAAGGAUUUUGUCAAAGGAAGGUCCUUGGUGGUUUCUGCACUGUGACAUGAGUAGUUUGAGGGGUCAUAAGUUCGCACCCUAAUUUCAGGCUUUUCAGCAGUCACUUGUUUCAUCAAUGAAGUUAAGAGUUCUAUUCCAUUUGGGUUGCUUGAUGAAUACCGCUCAGAGUACAGUUGACACUAACACCUUUCUGACAGUCACACCAAUUUUCUGCUAACGUUUGGGUUCACUUUAGUUUUUUUUUAUGACUUUACUCUACUGAAAGAGAGAGCUUUGCUCAGGACUAAAUCUUUAUUGUAUUGAUAUAACUUAUAAGUUUCUUAUUGUUGUUAUUGUAACGUUACUGCUUGAUGACUUCUUGUAUCACAAUAAGCUUCUUAUUUA